AUGUGCAAUCCCAAAGCCCAGCUGCCAGGUCCAAAUCCGUAUCCCCCCAACAUCAGGUACCCUGGAGGUUCCAAUCAUGCCAACCUACCACCUACCAAUACAAUCUUUCCUCCAGGCCCCUUUUCUCCCCAACCAGGAGCUUCCCAGGGAAAUCCAGCUUUCCCUCCAGGUGGGCCCCCUCAUCCUGUGCUGUAGCCAGGGUAUCCAGGAUGCCAACCCUAAGGUCCCUACCCUCCUUUAUACCCACCACCUGCCCCUGGAAUGGCUUCUGUGAAUCCCUUGGCUCCUGACAUGUUAGGACAAGGACUGAUAGUGGACAAGAAGAUGCAGAAGCCUGGGAAGAAAGCUCAUAAAAAGAUGCACAAGAACCAGAAGCAUGGCCACCAUUCCUCCUCUUCCUCCUCCUCUUCCAGCAGUGACCUGACUGAAUACAGGCCCUGGACCCUGUAUUCAGACCCUCAAGUCGCACCAGUUCUGCUCUCCCAUCAAGCUUCAGAUCCUAUGUUGUACUGGAGGAAAGUAGCCCCUGUGCUCCCCAUCCCUGCCCCUGCCCGGUCCUCACCCUGCAGUUCAGCCUUGAGUGUCUAG
Messenger RNA from Symphalangus syndactylus (siamang), 588 nucleotides. RefSeq names its product proline-rich protein 13-like. The record is from RefSeq and is a predicted model, not a curated record. NCBI's taxonomy places the organism in Eukaryota, Metazoa, Chordata, Mammalia, Primates, Hylobatidae.